GAUUAGCGACAAUCCCAUUCUCAAAGCGGUUCCUGAUACGGUGCGCGAAAACCCACCAUUUGCCAAGUCACUUUUGCCUGUUCCUUUUUGUCUUCACAGAUCAUCGCCAAUCACCACAUGCAGUCCAUAUCCUUCGCCUCCGGUGGCGAUCCGGAUACUGCAGAAUAUGUUGCCUACGUAGCCAAAGACCCUGUCAAUCAAAGAGCGUGCCACAUAUUGGAGUGCCCGGAUGCCAUGGCCCAGGAUGUCAUCAGCACCAUCGGGCAAGCCUUUGAGCUGCGUUUCAAGCAGUACUUGAAGAAUCCUCCCAAACUGGUCACCCCCCAUGACAGGAUGGCGGGUUUCGACAGCUCGGCCUGGGACGAGGAAGAGGAAGAUCCCGCAGACCACCAGUACUACAACGACUUCCCGGGCAAGGAGCCGCCGCUGGGGGGCUUGGUGGAUGUCCGGCACCGCGAGGGGUCAGGGGUCGCGGCCCCCCGGCUCCCUGCCCUCCCGCCGCAGCACCCCAACCAUCACGGAGCCACCCUGGUCAGUACAAGCCGCGGGCACGAUGGAGGGAGGCCAUUUGAGCCCCCAAAGGGAUAGCAUAGGCUAUUCGGA
Messenger RNA from Chiloscyllium plagiosum (whitespotted bambooshark), 603 nucleotides. Lineage: Eukaryota; Metazoa; Chordata; Chondrichthyes; Orectolobiformes; Hemiscylliidae. The record is from RefSeq and is a predicted model, not a curated record.